UCCACCUUACCAGAGAGAGGAGGAUCACAGACUGAAAGACACUGAAAUCAUAAAAGUGGACACUACAUUUUGUAAAGUCAUUGAACCCAGAGCUCGCUUGCAGUGCAAAAGAAAGCCAUGCAGGAUGAAGAUGGAUACAUCACCUUAAAUAUUAAAGCUCGAAAACCAGCUCUCACUUCAGUUGACCCUGCUCCCUCAUCUCUGUGGCGUGUGAUGGCUUUGAUUCUGCUGGUCUUGUGUAUCGGGCUGGUUGGUGGACUAGUGGCUCUGGGGAUUAUGUCUGUCACGCAGCAAAACUACCUACAAGUUGAGAAUAAAAAUCUCUCAGGGACUCUUCAACAAUUAGCAAAGAAGCUCUGCCAAGAUUUAAUAAAACAAUCAAAACAAAAGGAAGGUUCCAGCCAUACGUGCAGCCCAUGUGAAACGAAUUGGAGAUAUUAUGGAGAUAGUUGCUAUGGGUUCUUCAGGCACAACUUAACCUGGGAAGAGAGUAAGCAGUACUGUACCAACAUGAAUGCUACUUUACUGAAGAUUGCCAGCCAGAACAUCCUGGAAUACAUCAAAUCCAGGACUGGAUUCAUUCGUUGGGUUGGAUUGUCCCGCCAAAACUCUAGUGAGCUCUGGAGGUGGGAAGAUGGCUCAGUUCCCUCCAAAGAUGUGUUUGAGCUUUCUGGAAAUGGAAGAGAAAAUAUGAAUUGUGCUUAUUUUCAGAAUGGGAAAAUUUACCCUACCUUGUGUAAGAACAAACAUUAUUUAAUGUGUGAGAGAAAGGCAGGCAUGGCAAAGAUAGGCAAACUACUUUAAUGCAAAGAGAUGGGCAGUAUGUCAUAGACCCGUGCUUGAUUGUACAAUAAAAUAUCUGAAUGUAGGUAUCACUAACCAUAAAA
Messenger RNA from Hipposideros armiger (great roundleaf bat), 887 nucleotides. RefSeq names its product C-type lectin domain family 1 member B (gene CLEC1B). Gene Ontology annotation, biological process: signal transduction; platelet formation. Lineage: Eukaryota; Metazoa; Chordata; Mammalia; Chiroptera; Hipposideridae. Bases 118 to 804 code for a protein of 228 amino acids. Gene Ontology annotation, molecular function: transmembrane signaling receptor activity. The record is from RefSeq and is a predicted model, not a curated record. Gene Ontology annotation, cellular component: plasma membrane. The transcript has 6 exons.